AGGUGACAAACAAGGAGUAAAAAUACAAAAUAAAACAGGAAACAGAACAUCAGUAUCUAGAAACAAGGGAAAACUAGAAAACAGAAAACCCGAAGACAAAGUCCACAGUGUAACAAAACCCCCAAACCAUGACAAUUUGUAGGUGAGCUAUGUUAAAAUAAUAGGAACAUGCUGAUGUACUCUGCUCUUGUGCAGUAGAUCAGGAUGUGGUAAAUCAGCAAGAUGUGCUGGGAACUUUUUUUAAACUCCUCUGAAGCCAUAAGCACGCUUGUGUGUACCCGAUUAGGGAGGAAGCACUGAGAAACUAAGAGAAGGUCUGACGUAUGCGGCUACCAAGGAAGGAACUUGAAACUGUACACUGUCUUAACUGUAAACAGUUAGUGUCUGACCUGCCUUAAAUUUUUGAGUUGAUUGAAUUUGAAAAUACAAGUUGAAUCAUUACAAAACUUUCUCAACUUGCCUGUUUUAAUUCAGCCAACUUAAAAAUGAAUAAAUAAAUAAAAAUACUUCUGACAGUGAAGCUUGAGGAGCACUCAUCAUCACUCUAGUGAGUGUUCUCCAUGUCUAGAUUUUAGGUCCUCAAAAGGCUCAUGAAGCCUCUGUUAGUUAUGAGUCUCUCUCCAAAUUGAUUAAAACGCUUUUGAGCUUAAGAAAUUGUUGUUAGAGUAAGAAGAACAAAAACACUGCUAACGCAGCAAAACAAUGGACUGAAACAUGUACCAGGUUUCAUUGGCAGUAACAUCCCCAGUUUGUUAUUCUGUCUAAGGCAGAAUGAUUAUUUUAUUAGAUAUAUUUCUAUAGAUUCAGUUAAUAUACCUAUACUAUAAUAUGCCUUUUUUUGGUUGUUACUUGUACUAUGCACAAAGCAUGCUUCCUGCUCUGAGCACAACUCUUCACAUUGGGCCAACCCCUUAGCACCACUUAACCCUGCCCACCCAUGCCAACUGAAAAGCAUGCAUGCCAGACAACACACACAAUGCACAUACACAAGCAAGUACUGUUCUAGUUAAGUGCCAUGGUGAUUCAGAAUACACAAUCCCACCAGUAACCAUGAAUUCACCCUGGAGGUGGGAGAUGCUCCUUAUCAGCCUGUGGAUACAAGUGGGCGCUGUGCCUGGGAUACAUUGCAGGGAUGGGACUGUCAAUCAUCUGUCAAGGGAAGCAGAUAUUUUGCUCUUAAAGGAUGAGCAGGAUCCAAAAUGUUUCACCCGGACAGAAGAGGAUUUCACCUGCUUCUUUGAGACUGCAGACAACAACACUUAUGAUUUACUCUACAGCCCGCCAGAGAAAAGACGUGAAAUGUCUGUCCAGAGAGGAGAGGACGGAACCUUCCUCCACAUCUACUCAUUUCCUGAGCGGGAUGUUUUAUUGUUUGUGGGCAUGCACCUUGAAGUGGUGGAGCACAACACCAACACCAGCAUCUACAGUCGGACUGUCUCUGUGGAAGACCACUUGCUUGUGGACCCUCCCUUCAGUGUUUCUUUACACCACAAUGGCCGAGCAGGACAGCUGCAGGUUUCAUGGCAGACAAAUGUUAUGAAAUACUGGAAAGAUUAUAUGAGGUCUAUGGUUCGAUACUUCUCCAAGGGGCUGGGAGAGAAGACAAAAGAGGCAAAGACUGGCGACAUAUUAGACUCUCUGGCACCAGGGGAGGAGGUUGAGGUCCAAGUUAAGAUCAAAUGUGCCUUUAACUCAGAUGCCGGACACUGGAGCCGUUGGUCAGCCCCUGUGCGAGCUGUGGUCCCCCAAAGUGCAGAUGAUACUUCACUAACAUGCUACACGACUGACCUACAAAAUAUAACCUGCCGGUGGAAUAGGAGCAGAUAUGGGGAAGAGAAUGAGUAUAAACUUUUUUACAAGAUGGGUCUCAGUGAAGCUUUGGGAUGGACAGAGUGGACCAAGUGUCUCGCUGACAGGGACUUGACUGAACUGUGCCGCUUUCGUGGAGAUGAGUCCAGAAAAAUCAGGGUGAAGCUCAGCAGCAGUUCAGCUCCGAUUAACAGAACCUUCUAUACUCAAGACUUCACUCUCAACAAGAGUAUCAAAACAUCCCCACCGUAUCAUCUGAGAGGAGCACUACAGAAAGACAGGUUGUGCUUGAAAUGGGAAGCUCCUCUUUUGUCUCUGUCAGCUCACCUGCAGUAUGAAGUUGGCUACCAGAUCAAGGAGAGUGAAGCAUGGAUGACGGUGUCCCUAAAGGGUCCUGAGACCAGCGCAUGUCUAGAGGUUCCAACAGGUAGCCAGUACAGUGUUAAGUUAAGAGCUAAACCCAAUGGUUCCAUUUACUCAGGCUACUGGAGUGACUGGUCAGAUGUGGUAACUGGUGACACCCCCACUGACAUAGGCAUAUUACUCGCGCUCGUGUGUAUCCCUGUCUCAAUGCUGAUUAUUGCACUCAUCUUCAUCUCCAUGUUUUCCACAUACUUCAGCAAGCUCAAGCAUUAUUUUUGGCCGCCGGUACCUGACCUUGACAAAGUCCUUCAAAGUUUUCUGACAGACAUUAACGAGCCAAAAUGGAAUCCUCCAAUAACAGCAAAGCAGUGCCCUGAGGAGACCACUUCAUCUGUGGUGGAGAUUAUGUCUGAAGACGAGGUUUCCGAAUUAGGGAAGCCAUCAGAGGAAUCCACCCAGCUCCUGUCACCAGAAAGCCUUGGGAUUGAAAUCUUUCCAGACUAUGUGACUCUGAACAAAGACAGUGUCAUUCUCUGCCCAAACGGAAACAAGUAUGUCUACGAGGACAUUGGAGAGAAAGACGCCCUGGGGGCGAGAGAUGAGCUCUUCCAAACAUGUCACUGUCCCUCCACUGAUGGAUCAGCCAGCUUAGGCAGUGAGUUUCUUAACAGUUCCUACUUGCCCCAGGCUGAGCCUGCAGACAGCUUCGACUGCAAGUUCACCAGUGUGAGGGGGCCAGGAAACCUCUAUACUAAUCUCCCCUGCAGCUAAAUGUUCAGUUGUACUUUUUUACCACUGCUGGUGCACAUUAGAUGUAUACACUUUUUUUUAAGUUUGGGUUGGAGUUUUUUUGCACUUAUUUUAUAGGACAGCUAAGUAUAAAAGGGGUAGAGAUAUAGGGGAUAACAGUUCACGUUUUAGGUUUAAAUGCUGUUAAAAAUAUUAAGAUAU
This is a messenger RNA of Plectropomus leopardus (leopard coralgrouper), 3123 nucleotides long. It is a transcript of the gene mpl, whose product is annotated as MPL proto-oncogene, thrombopoietin receptor. Lineage: Eukaryota; Metazoa; Chordata; Actinopteri; Perciformes; Serranidae. Gene Ontology annotation, biological process: cytokine-mediated signaling pathway. The record is from RefSeq and is a predicted model, not a curated record. Gene Ontology annotation, cellular component: external side of plasma membrane. Gene Ontology annotation, molecular function: protein binding; cytokine receptor activity.